Molecule: messenger RNA, 4070 nt
Organism: Enhydra lutris kenyoni (northern sea otter)
Lineage: Eukaryota; Metazoa; Chordata; Mammalia; Carnivora; Mustelidae
Product: poly(ADP-ribose) glycohydrolase
Exons: 18
Coding region: 96-3029 (977 amino acids)
Biological process (GO): nucleotide-sugar metabolic process; regulation of DNA repair; carbohydrate metabolic process
Cellular component (GO): cytoplasm; nucleus
Molecular function (GO): poly(ADP-ribose) glycohydrolase activity
Source: RefSeq, a predicted model, not a curated record
CGCCGAGGAGGAGGCGCAGUCCGUCCCUCUCAGGGUUAGUGAAUGAGGCUCUCCGCCCGGGCCGGCCCGGGGACUCUGCGCUGCGGGUCCCAAGCAUGAGUGCGGGCCCCGGCUGUGAGCCCUGCACCAAGCGACCCCGCUGGGGCGCCGCUGCAACUUCUCCGCCGGCCGCCUCGGACGCCCGGAGCUUCCCCAGCAGGCAGAGGCGCGUCCUCGAUUCCAAGGACGCUCCCGUGCAGUUCAGGGUCCCACCGUCCUCGUCAGGCUGCGUCCCGGGGCGGGCGGGACCGCACAGAGGCAGCUCCACCUCGCUUGUUUUCAAACAAAAGACUAUUACCAGUUGGAUGGACACUAAAGGAAUCAAGACAACUGAAUCAGAAAGUUUGCAUAGUAAAGAAAACAACAAUACAAGAGUAGAAUCCAUGAUGAGUUCUGUACAAAAAGAUAACUUUUACCAACAUAAUAUGGAAAAAUUAGAAAAUGUUUCUCAGCUAAGUCUUGAUAAAUCACCUGUUGAGAAAAGUACACAAUAUUUGAAUCAGCAUCAAACUGCAGCUAUGUGUAAGUGGCAAAAUGAAGGGAAACAUACAGAGAGGCUUUUAGAAAGUGAACCUUCGACAGUUACUCUGGUACCAGAGCGAUUCAGUAAUGCUAACGUUGAUCAGUCAUCCCGAAAUGAUGAUCACAGCGACACAGAUAGUGAGGGAAGUAGAGAUAACCAACAAUUUUUGACACCUGUAAAGUUAACAAAUAAAAAGCAGACCACAGAAGGUGAACAGACCAGAGAAGCCAGAAGCCACCAGAAGUGCAGCAAGUCUUGCCAUCCUAUAGAAGACUGUGCAGUUUGUCAGCAGGAAGAGGUAGAUGUGGUGCCAGAGAGUCCCUUGUCAGAUGUCGGCUCUGAGGAUGUUGGUACUGAACUGAAAAAUGCCAACAAACUGAGUAGACAAGAGAGUAGUUUAGGAAAUUCUCCUCCCUUUGAGAAAGAAAGUGAACCUGAGUCACCAAUGGACGUGGAUAAUUCCAAAAAUAGUUGUCAGGACUCAGAAGCAGAUGAAGAGACAAGUCCAGGUUUUGAUGAACAAGAAGAUAGCAAUUCCUCCCAAACAGCAAGUAAACCUUCAAGGUUCCAAGCAAGAGAAGCUGACACUGAAUUGAGGAAACGGUCCUCUUCUAAAGAAGGUGAAAUUCGAUUACAUUUUCAAUUUGAAGGAGGAGAGACUCGGAGUGGAAUGAAUGAUUUAAAUGCCAGACCACCUGGAAGUAAUUCUGGCCUGAAUGUAGAAUGUAGAAAUUCAAAGCAACAUGGGAAAAAGGAUUCUAAAAUCACAGAUCAUUUCAUGAGAAUGCCCAAAGCAGAGGACAAAAGAAAAGAACAGUGUGAAAUCAAGCAUCAAAGAACAGAAAGGAAGAUACCUAAAUACAUUCCACCUCACCUUUCUCCAGAUAAGAAAUGGCUUGGAACUCCUAUUGAGGAGAUGAGAAGACUGCCUAGAUGUGGGAUCCGGCUCCCUCUCUUGAGACCAUCUGCUAAUCACACAGUAACUAUUCGGGUAGACCUUUUGCGAGCAGGAGAAGUUCCUAAACCUUUCCCAACACAUUUUAAAGAUUUGUGGGACAACAAGCAUGUUAAGAUGCCUUGUUCAGAACAAAACUUGUACCCUGUGGAAGAUGAAAAUGGUGAGCGAACUGCAGGGAGCCGGUGGGAGCUCAUUCAGACUGCACUUCUCAACAAAUUCACACGACCCCAAAACCUGAAGGAUGCUAUUCUGAAAUACAAUGUGGCAUAUUCUAAGAAAUGGGACUUUACAGCUUUGGUUGAUUUCUGGGAUAAGGUACUUGAAGAAGCAGAAGCUCAACAUUUAUAUCAGUCCAUUUUGCCUGAUAUGGUGAAAAUUGCACUCUGUCUGCCCAAUAUUUGCACCCAGCCAAUACCGCUCCUGAAACAGAAGAUGAAUCAUUCCAUCACAAUGUCACAGGAACAGAUUGCCAGUCUUUUAGCUAAUGCUUUCUUCUGCACAUUUCCACGGCGAAAUGCUAAGAUGAAAUCUGAGUAUUCUAGCUACCCAGACAUUAACUUCAAUCGGUUGUUUGAAGGACGUUCAUCAAGGAAACCAGAGAAGCUUAAAACACUCUUCUGCUACUUUAGAAGAGUCACAGAGAAAAAACCUACUGGCUUGGUGACAUUUACAAGACAGAGUCUUGAAGAUUUUCCAGAGUGGGAAAGAUGUGACAAACCCCUGACUCGAUUGCAUGUCACUUAUGAAGGUACCAUAGAAGGAAAUGGCCAAGGCAUGCUACAGGUGGAUUUUGCAAACCGUUUUGUUGGAGGUGGUGUAACCGGUGCAGGACUUGUGCAAGAAGAAAUCCGCUUUUUAAUCAACCCCGAGUUAAUUGUUUCACGGCUCUUCACUGAGGUGCUGGAUCACAAUGAAUGUCUUAUCAUUACAGGUACGGAACAGUACAGUGAAUACACAGGCUAUGCUGAAACGUAUCGUUGGGCCCGAAGCCAUGAAGAUGGGAGUGAAAGGGAUGCCUGGCAGCGGCGUGGCACUGAAAUCGUCGCCAUCGAUGCCCUUCACUUCAGACGCUACCUCGACCAGUUUGUGCCUGAGAAAAUCAGACGAGAGCUUAACAAGGCUUACUGUGGAUUUCUCCGUCCUGGAGUUUCUUCAGAGAAUCUUUCUGCAGUGGCCACGGGAAACUGGGGCUGUGGUGCCUUUGGUGGUGACGCUAGAUUAAAAGCCUUAAUACAGAUACUGGCAGCUGCUGUAGCUGAGCGUGAUGUGGUUUAUUUCACCUUUGGGGACUCAGAAUUGAUGAGAGACAUUUACAGCAUGCACACUUUCCUUACUGAAAGGAAACUAACUGUUGGAGAAGUAUUUAAGCUGUUGCUCCGGUAUUACAAUGAAGAAUGCAGAAACUGUUCCACCCCCGGACCAGACAUCAAACUUUAUCCAUUCAUAUACCAUGCUGUUGAGUCCUGUGCAGAGACCACCAACCAGCCAGGACAAAGGACCGGGGCCUGAGGAGCUGAGUAAAUAGAACCUCCUUCCACCUCUCACCAGAAGCGUCCUGUUGGACUUGUCAGGUGUAAUAUACAAAUUGACUUAACUUAAUAUAAAUGUGUAUAUAAUCCAGUUUGUGGGCAAGGAUGCAAUCCCUUCCACACACCGGCACUUGUCAGUUUGUACAUGUAAGCCCCCUCCAUCCUCACAUACACAGGCUUAAAUAUAUUUUGUUUGCCUUUUUUUCUAUUUCAGUCUUCAUCCUUCAGUUUUUCUUUCCUUGCCCCUCAGAUUUUCUGUGAAAUCCCAUGAAGGGUUAUGCUCAGCCUGUCAGGUCUUUUUUUUGAUGCCUGUAUAUUAUGCACAUUGCCUCUGCAGCUAGCAGAUGCCAGGGAAGAAGUUGAAAACCAAGAAGUUUUUAACUGGGUUUGCUAAAGAUUUCCCUGUAAGCCUUUCACCCCCAACCCUUGUUACGAUUGUGUUUGAGUUUUUGAAUUUUGAAAAUGAAGAGUUGAGGAUUUUUUUCAUACAUGUUACGUAAUACACAUCCCCUAGGUUAAAACAAUUUUGUAAUUCAGACAGAAUAAUAUCCAGAUACAGUUCUUUUGCAACAUCACCUUGAUCUACAGUGGUUUGUCAGUCCUUUCUUCCCUGAUCAAUUUUUAUUAAUACCGUUUUUGGAAACUGACUAAGAUGGAAGGAAAUGUACAAUAAAAGAGUUUCCCAAAUGGUGUUUUAAAAAAAAGAAAAGAUACCAGAGAGUUGCAGGAUUUUUCUUUUCUUGAGUAUUUUUUUCUUUUCAAAUUAAAAUUAUUGUUUGUUCUAUGGUGCUUGAGGCAUAUUCAUAUAACCAAAGUUUAGGAACUGGGAACUUACGCUGAUUUGUACAUAUUGAAGUUUCUCUUGUAUUCAAAGGUUAUAGUUAAUAAAUUUCCAUUAACAAAUCAUUUCUCAGAAACUCCCAUAUCAUCCAUAUUUUAUAUAUAAAUAUAAACAUAUGUUCUUUUAAGUGUGUCUGUGUGCAAGCACAUAAAAUCAAAUAAAACUAGGAGUUAUGGAAAA